This is a messenger RNA of Cyphellophora europaea CBS 101466, 1170 nucleotides long. RefSeq names its product cysteine synthase. Gene Ontology annotation, cellular component: cytoplasm. The coding region runs from base 1 to 1170 and encodes 389 amino acids. Gene Ontology annotation, molecular function: cysteine synthase activity. The record is from RefSeq and is a predicted model, not a curated record. The transcript is spliced from 2 exons. Lineage: Eukaryota; Fungi; Ascomycota; Eurotiomycetes; Chaetothyriales; Cyphellophoraceae.
AUGGCGGUCAAUCCCUUCCGCACCUCAGUCCGCCGCCUCGCAACAUCCGCCGCCCGUGCUGCGACCUCGGCGUACACCUCAACACCCCAGGAGAUGACCGACUACCACGUGCAGGUCUCCAAGGCGCAGGGCGUUGCCGAUUCCUUGACUGGAGCCAUCGGCAACACGCCCCUCAUCCGACUACCACAUCUCUCCGCCCAGACAGGCUGCACCAUCCUCGGCAAGGCCGAGUUUCAGAACCCCGGCGGUAGCGUCAAGGAUCGUGCGGCCCUGUAUGUCGUACGGGACGCCGAAGAGCGUGGCCUCCUCAAGCCUGGCGGCACUGUCGUCGAAGGCACUGCCGGCAACACUGGCAUUGGGCUAGCCCAUGUCUGCCGUGCCCGCGGCUAUAAGCUAGUCAUAUAUAUGCCCAACACGCAAUCACAGGGCAAGGUCGACUUGUUGCGCUUGCUGGGCGCUGAGGUCUACCCUGUGCCCGCGGUUGCAUGGGAAAAUCCAGAGAAUUACAACUGGCAGGCCAAGCGGCACGCCGAGCGGGUGGCCAAAGAAGAUCCGGAACGAGGUGCGGUAUGGACGAAUCAGUUCGACAACACUGCCAAUCGGAGAGCACAUAUUGAGACCACGGGCCCCGAGAUCUGGACUCAGACGGAAGGGAAGCUGGAUGCAUUUACUUGCAGCACCGGGACGGGCGGCACGCUGGCCGGCGUGACGAGGUACCUGAAAGACGUUAGUGGAGGGAAGGUGAAAUGCUUCCUGGCUGAUCCGCCGGGCAGUGUGCUGUACAGCUAUGUGACCAGUGGAGGAAAGUUGACAGAACGGCAAGGGGGCAGUAUCACGGAGGGAAUUGGUCAAGGAAGAGUUACCGACAACUUGAAGGGCGAAGUGGCAGAAGUGGACGGAGCGGUCCACAUCAGCGAUGAGAAGAGCAUUGAGAUGGUGUACCGAUGUCUGCAUGAGGAAGGUCUCUACUUGGGAGCCAGUUCCGCGCUGAACGUGGUAGCGGCAAAGGAAGUCGCAGAGAGACUCGGACCAAACCAUACCGUUGUGACAAUACUGUGCGAUGGUGCAUACCGAUAUGCGGAUCGGCUCUUCAGUGAGAAGUGGCUGCAGAGCAAAGGCCUGCGGGAGGCGAUUCCGAAGCACCUAGAGAAGUACAUCGUGUUACCAUAG